CCAAGAUAUUGGCUACUAACAGCUAUUCCAUUCCUUUAUUGGCAAUAACAAAUCUAGCUCAAAUAUCUUUCAUGCCCUAAUUAUUAUUGGCCAUUGCUUCCUCCAAGGCUCCAAUGAUCGUCGGUCCUAUUAAAUUACCUUAACAACAGUACCGAAAGUGUUACUGGAUAGAAUGGCUUUCAGUUCUUCUAAGGCAGCAACUCUUUUACUUCUCCUUAGUCUCAUACUUUUCACUUGUGUUUCAUCUCAUAAGGUACCCGUAUGCCCUCCAAAAGUGCCUUCCGUCCCCGAGAAGCCGGCCAGAUGCCCCAAGGAUACCCUUACGUUUGGGGUGUGUGGGAGCUGGUUAGGGUUGGUUCAUGAGGUCAUUGGAACUAAACCAAGCAAGGAAUGCUGUACCCUCAUUAAAGGUGUAGCUGAUCUUGAAGCUGCAUUGUGUUUAUGCACUGCGAUAAAGAGUAAUGUACUUGGGGUUGUGAAGGUUGAAGUGCCUGUUGCUAUUAGUCUACUUCUUAGUGCUUGUGGAAGAGAGGUUCCUCAAGGCUUUAAGUGUGCUUAAGAUCUCUAUCUUUAGUUAUCUACUCUUGUUUGUUUAUGAAUUUAAAAUCUGUGUUUGCUUAUGCUAGAUUGAAGAUUGAAAAUUGAAGAUUGGAAUUUGGAGUUCUCA
Messenger RNA from Ricinus communis (castor bean), 667 nucleotides. Its product is annotated as putative lipid-binding protein At4g00165. Bases 173 to 559 code for a protein of 128 amino acids. The transcript has a single exon. Lineage: Eukaryota; Viridiplantae; Streptophyta; Magnoliopsida; Malpighiales; Euphorbiaceae. The record is from RefSeq and is a predicted model, not a curated record.